AUGUCAAUUCUUUCCGGUAUCAGUUUUGGUUCCCUAUUUCCCGCUCUAAAUGUUUCACAAAGGGAACAAAACAUCACCAAUCACUUCCGGCGGGUCUACGCAGAGGGUAAUACGAGACUAUCACACUGGAGGGAUUACGCGACAGAACUGGAAAGACAAGGGAGCGCAUGUCCGGUGAAGUGUUUUCGUGUCUAUCCACGCAUAUUUCACAUACAGAAGAUUGACAGCACUGAUUGGUCUUCUACCGUGCAACUCGGAGAUGGCAAGCAGUACGUUGUAAAUGUUGGUGGUUGCGAGAAUGCGGCAUCUAAUGGAGCUGAUGUGAUGCAUUGCUGGACAAGGCUAGAUAUAGCAUUAGUCGACGCUGUAAGCCAAAAAACCCUCACUUACUACAGAGCCCUAGGAAAUCGCGGCAUAUGUCAACCAUCGUCAGUGCACGCACUCGAGGCUUUAGGUCACGGCGAGGACUUUAUGGUGGCACACGCAGUCCUCCAAGCACAGGGUAAUCCUGGAAGCAAUCUGUGCUAUUUCUGGGACCGGGGAAAUGAUUUGUUUCCUUGGAUAAGCGCAGUCCAACCAAACCCAGUGUUUGCGCAAUACCUGACUUGCAUGAUGAGUGUGUGUAAUUAUAUCACGCUGCAGCCUGGUUCCUCGUGUGCCUUUCAGAAUUCGUUUUCCAGUGCCGAGUGGGAUGCUUUUAUUUCUUUAAACAAAACGGCGGUACCGUAUAGAUAUGACACUGUGUGCAAACUCAACAUGGGGCUUACUGCAAGACACAGUGGCCAAACGACUUACCCGCGGUAUAUGUGCAAGGUGGGGAUCCCGUGCAGCGAUGGGAACAACAAUGUUCGCUAUGUCUCUGUCCUGAGUAACACCCGGUGCGAGCAACAGGAAGGAAUGAUUUGCAGAAAAGGAUGGUGCGAGUGGGAAGAUCUCGGUGAGCUUGGCGGCCAUUGUUUUAGUGAUGAAGACUGCCUCACAGCAAAUACAUUAUGCAAUUGCCAUAGGUGCGAGUGUCGUCGUGCCUUUCGCCUCUCGAACAAUUCCUGCGUCCCUUUUAAAAAGAUCAAGUGUGCAAGCGGCUGGCUACAGUACGGCUACCUAUGCUUUUACAUCAACCAUGAUCUGCUCCUCUGGCAGCCGGCGCUGGACGCAUGCAGAUCGUGGCAUGGAACACUUGUUGAGAUAGAUGAAAUUGGCAAAACGGAGUUUUUUGUCAGCCUUCUACAGUCUAACGAUACUGUGGACUAUUUCACAGGCGGCAGAUACAACCCAACUUCACGAAGAUUUGAAUGGGUCGGCAGCAAGACCAAUAUAGUCUACAACAACUGGAACAAUGGUCACACUAAUAUGAGUUCCACGGAUUCAUGUCUCGUCGUUCUGAAGCAUGGGCACUUCAUAUCUAAGUCGUGUUCUGUGGCAUUCAAGUCCAUAUGUCAACGGUUAUCUCCGACCUUUGAUGAGCUGGGGCCUAAUGAAGGUUAUGUGAUCGACCAAUGAAACUUGAUUGUGCUUCAUUUGAAAUUAUGAUUUUUGUCUUGAGAGUUUCUUCUAAAGUUCAAAUGACAUUGUGUUUUGAGUUAUUAUAGCGACCUCUAAAGUUCAUAUGACAUUGUGUUUUGAGUAAUUAUAGUGACCUUAAAAGU
This is a messenger RNA of Dreissena polymorpha, 1646 nucleotides long. RefSeq lists its product as uncharacterized. NCBI's taxonomy places the organism in Eukaryota, Metazoa, Mollusca, Bivalvia, Myida, Dreissenidae. The transcript has 15 exons. The record is from RefSeq and is a predicted model, not a curated record. The coding region runs from base 1 to 1500 and encodes 499 amino acids. Gene Ontology annotation, molecular function: signaling receptor activity.